Pyricularia grisea is the source of this 1609-nucleotide messenger RNA. RefSeq lists its product as uncharacterized. The transcript has 2 exons. Lineage: Eukaryota; Fungi; Ascomycota; Sordariomycetes; Magnaporthales; Pyriculariaceae. Gene Ontology annotation, biological process: pyruvate biosynthetic process; L-serine metabolic process; D-serine biosynthetic process. Gene Ontology annotation, molecular function: serine racemase activity; D-serine ammonia-lyase activity; ATP binding. The record is from RefSeq and is a predicted model, not a curated record. The coding region runs from base 142 to 1356 and encodes 404 amino acids.
GGGGUAGUUAACAUACUGCAUUCCGACCAAGACCGAAACACUUUAUCAGCACCUUUUACUCGUUGGGUCGAGUCACGAAGAAAAAAAGAAAAAAAAGAAAAAGAAAAAAAAAAUAAAGCGACACACCAGAACCUUCCAAACAUGGCAGACCCAGCAACCUCCCCUCCCCUCGAGAGAGCCUCUAUAUUUGCCGCACACGAGCUGAUAAAACCCUACGUGCACCGGACCCCCGUGCUCACCAACGCCACCCUCACGGCGCUGGCGUCGACCCCGCGGACCGCCGAGGACCUACGCGCCACGAGGUGGGCCGAUCGGGCCGACCGCCCCGCCCGGCCGGUGCUGCGACUUUGGUUCAAGUGCGAGAACUUUCAACGCAUCGGCGCCUUCAAGCCGAGGGGUGCCUUCCACGCCGUCGAGCGCCUCAAGCUGAUCCCCGGGUGGCUGGAGGGUCAGGGUAGGACGAACGGCGUCGUGACUGCCAGCUCUGGCAACCAUGCCCAGGCACUAGCCCUUGCGGCGCGCACCUCCGGAAUACCAGCGCACAUCGUGAUCCCAAGCAUCGCGCCGGCACCAAAACUGGCGGCGACGAAGGCGCUAGGGGCAACCAUCUACCGCAGCGGAAGCACCUCUGCCGAACGCGAAGCAGUGGCAGCCAAGGUUGUCGCAGACACCGGAGGUCGGUAUAUCCCCCCUUACGACCACCCGGACAUCAUUCUGGGCCAGGGAACGCUGGGACUUGAGAUGCAGGAACAGGUUGAGGCGCUCAUGGCUGGCGGGGAUGGAGCUACGGCAGGUGGUGAUUUCACCCGGCGAGGCCAAACCUCAGGAACGCAGACCCAAGAUGGAGGUGAGAAGAAGAAGGGCCUCGAUGCUAUAAUGGCACCAUGCGGAGGCGGCGGUAUGCUCUCGGGUGUAGCAUUAUCCUGCGAGGGAACCGGGAUCCGAGUCUUUGGCGCCGAGCCCGAGUUCCAGGGGGCGGAUGAAUGCAAGAGGUCCUUUGAAGCGGGGCAACGUAUCGACACGGUCAAGUCGCUGACGAUUGCCGACGGACUACGGACCCCUGUUGGCAAAUACCCGUGGUCCAUCAUCUACGAGCGCCGCCUAGUGUCACAGAUGUUCAACGUGACCGAGGACGAGAUCAAGGAUGCACUGCGGCUGAUCCUGGAACGCUUCAAGCUAGUCGUCGAGCCUAGCGGUGCCGUGCCUUUGGCUGUCGCACUAUUCAACGAGGAUUUCAGGGCCAUGGUCGAGACCGAGGCCGGCGAGAACGGGUGGGAUCUGGGCAUCGUUCUCAGUGGUGGUAACGUUAGUUUGGAGAUGCUUGGGAAGCUCUUCCCUGAGGGUUUGCCUGCCUAGGCGCAAAGAUUGACGAACGAUCUGGACUUUUCAUCCGGUCCAUAAACAGACCGCUGGGGUAGUCAGUUGGCCAAGAAAAAGGCGAGAAACGGAUAGAACCCCUGGCGCCUUAUGCAACUAGAAUACUUGUCAACCAAAUAAUCAGUAAGGCCGACUAUUAGUGGCCAAGUAGAAAAAAAGCCUGACAAAUCAGUUGGCAUAGGUUUGCAUGCGCGUCAGCUUUGGACAGGCGCGAAUUGUAUUUCUAGUCCAC